UUGUGUAACGGUGAUCAAAUCGAUGCUCACAAUAGUGGCCGGUAGAAAGCAGUUUUGGGAUGGCGUUUCGGGUGUGGUUUGUCCAAAAAUAACAAAAACACCUAUAUGAGAGAAAUGUCUAUGAAAAAAGCGCAAAAACCUCAUAAAUCAGUGAAAAUGACCUGUGAGAAUAAGCUCACUCUCACUUACACCCUGAAGGGCCGUCAACCCGCGGCGUAACAAUACCAUACUACAGUAAUUACCCGUACCGCCCCAAUCCGAAACUUACCGCCCCGGGCAUUUUCUCCCCUUGCCUGCCCGCGCGCUAGUCGCUAGCAGAUCAAACAAAUCCCCCGAUUUCCAAAUUUCCCAUACCAACAACACAUGAACGUCAUACGGACAGCAACCAUUCUACGAGUACCAACGACACGACCGCUCCCGUUUUCACCGCUCCCCCGAUCCCAUAUUCCACCUAUUUCCCCCCGACGAUCCAUCUCCAGUAUCACCACAAUCCUCGCCACCAUGCCAGCAGAAGACCCAACCCUCCUCUCCUCCACAACCGUCCUAACAACCUCGAUAAUAACCUUCAUCUCCGGCUUUUUGUUAGGUGUCUACUCCCUAACCGGCCACCUCAUCCCCCCCUCCCUCCGCCACGAGCGCGAAGCCCAAUGGAAAGAUCCCGUGGAAUCAGAAGAAAGCGACAUUGACGAGGAAGACACAAUCCUCGACCACGCCCCCAACUGGUCCAACGGUUUCGAGGCAGACAAAAAACAAGGAUUGCGCGCCAGCACUUCUCAACCGAUAACCGAGGAGUGCAAGCUUGUGCUGGUGGUGAGGACUGACUUGGGCAUGACGAAGGGGAAAAUUGCUGCUCAGGCUGGCCACGCAACGCUGGCUUGCUACAAGACGUUGAGCAAAGCUGCCUCCAAAGACCCAAACGGAAAGGCGGCACAGAUCCUCAAGGCGUGGGAGCGGCGCGGGCAGGCCAAGAUUGCGGUUCAGGUCAAGAGUGAGGAGGAGCUUUUGUUGCUGCAGGGGACGGCGAGGAGCUUGGGGAUUACGGCUGAGGUGAUUGCCGAUGCGGGGAGGACACAGAUUGAGAGUGGGAGUUUGACUGUUCUUGGUGUUGGGCCCGCGCCAAAGAGCGAGGUGGAUGGUGUUACCGGCGGGCUGAAGCUUUUGUAAGCUUAGGGUGUAAGAGAUGAAAAGGGUGUAUAGACAACAACGGGCAAGCAGGAGUUCCAUGGUUAGUUAGAUUUGGAAAGCAUGGAAAAGCACUGGGCAAUCUCGAAUACAAAAAUGGCAUACAGACGGUUUCCCAGACACAUGCAGC
Messenger RNA from Podospora bellae-mahoneyi, 1312 nucleotides. RefSeq lists its product as uncharacterized. The transcript is spliced from 2 exons. Lineage: Eukaryota; Fungi; Ascomycota; Sordariomycetes; Sordariales; Podosporaceae. The record is from RefSeq and is a predicted model, not a curated record. Gene Ontology annotation, molecular function: peptidyl-tRNA hydrolase activity. Bases 364 to 1164 code for a protein of 266 amino acids. Gene Ontology annotation, cellular component: cytosol; mitochondrion.